CCCCGCCCAUUCCCGGGGCGGUUCGCGGCCCCGGCCCCGCCCGCACUUUACGGCAGCGGCCGCGGUUUGCGGCGGGUUGUGCGGGGCCGGGCCGGGCCGCGCUCGGGCGGACAUGGCCAGCACGAUGGUGGCGGUGGGCCUGGCCAUAGCGGCGGCCGGAUUCGCAGGUCGCUAUGCAGUAAAAGCUUUGAAGCAAAUGGAGCCACAGGUUAAACAAGCCCUUCAAAACCUACCAAAAGCUGGCUUCAGUGGUUAUUACAGAGGUGGAUUUGAACCCAAAAUGACUAAACGAGAAGCAGCUUUAAUACUGGGAGUGAGCCCUACAGCCAACAGAAAUAAAAUCAGAGAAGCUCACAGACGGAUCAUGCUUCUGAAUCAUCCAGAUAAAGGUGGAUCUCCGUAUGUAGCAGCCAAAAUUAAUGAAGCUAAGGAUCUACUAGAAGACCAAGCUAAAAAAUGAAUAAGAAGGAACAUCGCUCAUUCUGAGGGGCUGUGCUGUAGUUUGGAAGGCUCAUCCCCAGAGGUGGUGGCAGGACCAUUCACUGCCUUUUCGGAAGGGCUGUUCUCGUCAAUCGCAUCUUUUGCCUGGCAAAAACAACAACAGGGGAGUGUUAAAAAUCCCACUGCAAUGCAGAGUGUAAUCUCAGCUUCCCUCUGCAAGAGGGAACACCUCUUGUUUGUCUGUGCCUGUAUCCUGCCAAUUAAACCAUCUGAUCACUUA
Prinia subflava (tawny-flanked prinia) is the source of this 721-nucleotide messenger RNA. It is a transcript of the gene DNAJC19, whose product is annotated as DnaJ heat shock protein family (Hsp40) member C19. Gene Ontology annotation, biological process: protein import into mitochondrial matrix. The transcript has 7 exons. The record is from RefSeq and is a predicted model, not a curated record. Gene Ontology annotation, molecular function: ATPase activator activity. NCBI's taxonomy places the organism in Eukaryota, Metazoa, Chordata, Aves, Passeriformes, Cisticolidae. The coding region runs from base 113 to 460 and encodes 115 amino acids. Gene Ontology annotation, cellular component: PAM complex, Tim23 associated import motor.